This is a messenger RNA of Paramuricea clavata, 660 nucleotides long. The record is from the annotation of a GenBank genome assembly. Lineage: Eukaryota; Metazoa; Cnidaria; Anthozoa; Malacalcyonacea; Plexauridae.
AUGGCCGCCGUAGCUGAGACUGCACUUGAAGAAAACGAAGUAAACGAAGAUCCCCACCAGGUUGGUUUUAGUUGCCAUGAGUUCCUUUUGGAAGUCUUAACUAGAACGGAAGAAUUUGUGGGCGAAACACAUGCAAAUGAAAAUGAGAGGCGAAAUGUUAACGAGCACAUUUUGACACAUUUAAACUUGUUAGAUACAACUGUCAAAUGGUUAGGGCAGUUGAUGCGUAUUGUUGAUGACCAGGAUAAGCGUUUGUUUCAGGAUUUGCAGUCCGUUUUUCUUAAACUUUUUGAAAGACUCUGGAGAUAUCAACUAAGGUUACAAUCGACAUAUCCCUCAGCUUUUCCCGUUUUAAUUGCUCAAACUGGAGGACCGUGGAGGCCACCUUAUGUCAUUCCACUUGAGUUUUUGGAGGAGCUGAGAGGACUGGGGUUCACCUGGACAAAAAUUGCUGCUAUGUUUAAAGUAUCGCGUUGGACAGUAAUGCGUCGUGUUAGAGAAUACGGCUUACAAAACUUAGCAAAGUUUAGUAACGUUAAUGACCAAGAAGUUGAUGAAAUAAUUAAUGCUUACCCAUCAAGACAUGGAUCAACUACAGGUGAAGUUUAUUUAAGAGGUCAUUUCGGGCUCUUGGGUACAACAUUCAACGGAAGCGAAUAA